GGGCAGAAUCUUCCAGAAUCUAGUGGCGCGGUCUGUGACGGAAGAUCUUUUCAGUAGAGCUAAAACAAGGAGAUAUACGUCUUUUGUGGUUUGAAUUCUGAAAACUGCUCUUAUAAUUUUUGGAUCGUCUGGAACUGAUCUACUGACUGAAGCAGUGAAUAAAGUGAAGGGCUUGUCACCUCAACCACACCAGCAGCGUCACAGUUUGUUAGUUACGGAAGAUGGACGGGAGCGUGACAGUCAUCACCAGCCCCACCGUGUCCGUGCGGGUGACUAGCACCGUCAGCGACUUCGAGGCGAACCGGAGAUUCAACCGAGGCGUAACGAUCGCAGAGUUUAAGAGUAAGUUGGAGCUGAUUGUGGGUACCCCAGCUGCCUAUAUGGACCUUGAGCUAUUCAGCACUUCAGACAAGCUCUUACAGAAGUUAGACAACAAUGAAGCGCUGCUCGGCUCCUAUCAUGUGGAUGAUGACUGCAGAAUACAUGUGACAGACCGCAGUGGUACGCAGAAUGCGGAGUUCACUGAUUUGUCAAAGGUGGAGAAAUUCGAGAUCUCUGAUGAAGCCUAUGAAAAAAGGGCAGAUUCAAUACGGAGUUUCAAGAAGAAUUUUAAGUUAGGUCGAUUUAAUGAGGAAAACGGGGCCAAGCAAGAAGAGGCUCUUGCUAAGAAAGAAGAGGAAGAGAAGGUGGCCGCUGGGUCCAUUGCUGUUGGGAACCGCUGCAAAGUUGAAGUUGCUGGGCAACCUACCAAGAUUGGCACUGUUAUGUUUGUGGGUACACCAGAUUUCAAACCAGGCUACUGGGUUGGUGUGAAAUAUGAUGAGCCGCUUGGGAAGAAUGAUGGCAGUGUGAAAGGGAAACGUUACUUUGAGUGUGAGCCGAAACAUGGUGCCUUCGUGAAGCCCCUCUCAGUAAUUGUGGGAGACUUCCCUGAAGAGGACUUUGGUUUGGAUGAGAUGUAAGACUCGAUGAUGAGCAGUCAGAAGCAUCAGAAGAAAGAUCCUUACUUCCAGAAGUUUGGCUCCAUGCAGUGAGACAUUGCUGUGGUAGAAGGUUUUUUGUUGUCAGUGCAGAUCAUUUUGUUUUAUGCAGGUCUGGAAGAGAUCAGCGAAAAUUAUACCUUAAUAUCCUGCAGUCAAACUAAAGAAUGAUCUUAAACAACAUCUGUGCCCUGGCGACUAGUAAGGUAAAUGUGAGAAGACCAGCCGAGGUCAGAGUAAAGAAAAGCAUUCGCUUGCAUGGUGAUUGUUCAUUAAUGAAUUCCAAAGUUCUGCAGCUAAUUUGAGCCCAGACCAAAUUAUUUUACUUCAAACAAAACCAACCAACCACAUCAGAAAAUGAAUUGUAUGUUUUUGCAAUACUGUACACACUGUAUUGUAUAAAUGUAUUAUUUGUACUAAUGAAUGCCUCCUUUUCUGCAGCCUAUUACAUUCUUAUGCAUCAAUAUGACUGUGUUGAGGGUCUCAGUCCCUCAUUCUCUUGGGCACUUUAGCGAUUAGCUCAUUAAUGAGACGUGUAAUGUAGAAUCCCGUGGUCUCAGUUUUUCCAUGGUUAUGUAUUUUCAGUGUAAAUUACAAAAAUGUGAUGAGAAGUCUUGUUGUUUUGUGAAAAUUUGGCUAUAAGCAUUUUCAUGCAUGUCAAAUUUACGUUUAACAGAAAGGCCUAAUGUUUUUAAUGGAAUUCUGUUAUAAUCUGUUAUAAAGUAUAAUCUCUGUUUCAAAUAAAUCCAUGUGCCAAUUUUGGACAUCCUGCAGACAUUUGCCCAAAUUGGAAAUUAUCUUUUUUUAUUUUACCUUUUUAAUACUUAGCAUGGGACAUAUGUUGUGGUGAAAAACACUGAUGUAGUACAGCCCUAAAACCUUGAUAGCUCACAAGUAAUAAUAUACAUAUGGUUUUGGUGUAUAGCAACUGAUAUGAUUCAUAUAAAUGCCGUAAUUAUAUUAUAGUAGCUUUAACAAAACAAUGCAGUGUAAAAGUAAAAAUGUUGGACACUAGACAAGGGCCAGGCAAACACUGAAGUUGGAGAUAGACAUGCAUCUGUUUCUUUCUUUACUUCAUGCUUGCAUUAAGUGGCCAUAAAUUUGAAAAGACUGUGACAUAUUUUUGUUUUUGACAUUUUGUGAUGCUUUGAAAAACUUAGCCUCAGUCACCAUUUGCAAAUAACCUAUAACUGAAUUGAUCAUUUAUCAAAUACCUGUGGCCAUGGGAUUUCUGGCUCAAUUGAACGUGCCCGAGGGGAUUUAGUAAAUGUUUUUCGAUUUGUCCCUCCAGACUGUUAUGCUUUGCAAAAAUAAAAAGAGUUUCAGAUCA
Molecule: messenger RNA, 2310 nt
Organism: Cyprinus carpio (common carp)
Lineage: Eukaryota; Metazoa; Chordata; Actinopteri; Cypriniformes; Cyprinidae
Product: tubulin-folding cofactor B-like
Biological process (GO): post-chaperonin tubulin folding pathway; cytoplasmic microtubule organization; tubulin complex assembly
Cellular component (GO): microtubule plus-end; nucleus; cytoplasm
Molecular function (GO): alpha-tubulin binding; microtubule plus-end binding
Source: RefSeq, a predicted model, not a curated record